Molecule: messenger RNA, 5850 nt
Organism: Eupeodes corollae
Lineage: Eukaryota; Metazoa; Arthropoda; Insecta; Diptera; Syrphidae
Exons: 1
Coding region: 1-5850 (1949 amino acids)
Biological process (GO): DNA integration
Molecular function (GO): nucleic acid binding
Source: RefSeq, a predicted model, not a curated record
AUGGUGAACUCACCUCCGUCAAAUACAAAACAACCCGAUGCACAAAUUUCCUGCCAAUCAUGUAACGAUGCCGACAACAGUCAAAUGGUUCAAUGUGACGAAUGUGAUGGAUGGCAUCACUUUAAAUGUGUCGGAGUUAACGCCAGCAUCGAAGAUAAAGACUGGAAAUGCAAAGAGUGUCAUCAGAAGGACUUGGAUAACCAAGGAGGGACUUCAUCAUCCAACGAACAGUUUGAAGCAACACAAAAAAACCCUAUAUGUACAUCGACACGGUUACCACCAGCGGAUUCCGGAAGAAAUUUACAACAGACGUCUUUUUCACCUACUGCCUCGAAACAACUUAACGGCAACAAAAAUGAAAAUCCCAAGUUAUGUGUCCCAGCGCGUACAAAAUCAAAUAAAUCCAAAUCGAUAAAUUCGGUAAAAUCAUUGCAAUUAAACUUAAUGAGGUUAGAAGAAGAAAGAGAUCUAAUGAAAAAAAGAGAUCGCGAAUAUUUGGAAGCAAAGUAUAAGCUUUUGGAGCAACAAACAGAUAGUGAAAGUGAAGACGAGUCAACAUCAUCAAGGGUAGAUAAGUGGAUUAACCAGCAAUCCAUAACUAAAAACCAAGUUUGCCCCACUUUGAAUCAUCAAAGCGGAAGCAAGCAACAAUUAGUACCCAAAUCUAAUACCCAAGAGCUAACAAGAGCAAUAAAUCUAAAUGAGACAUGGGUCGGAGCCUACGGUUCUUCCAUGCCAGCUGUUAACAUCAACACAACAACCAACAGAGACUCAACAAUUUUCCAAAAUCCGUCAACCGUCCACACUCUUCAUAACGAUGACCGUGGCAACGACAUCAUCGACCAAGCAAGAGGAAGGCCUUAUCUUAAUACUCAGCAGAUAGCAACAAGGCAUAUUGUUUCUAAGGAAUUACCGACGUUUUCGGGACGGCCAGAAGAGUGGCCAUUAUUUUUCAGUUGUUUCAAGAGUACAACCCUUGCAUGCGGGUUUUCAGAUGACGAAAAUUUGAUAAGGCUUAAUAGAUGUCUAAAGGGCAACGCCCUUGAAUCAGUGAGAGCUAAACUACUCUAUCCAAAUCAAGUCCCAAGUAUAAUCGAAACACUGAAGAUGCUAUUUGGUCGUCCAGAAUCAAUUAUUAAAACCCUGAUUUCUAGGCUGAGACAAGAACGCCCACCUAGAGAUGAUAAGUUAGAUACAUUAGUCGCCUUUGCCUUAUCGGUUCAGAACAUCGUUGCUACAAUGGAAGCUGCUGGAUUGACAUCACAUUUAAACAACCCUUGCCUGAUGCAAGAAUUGACCGAUAAAUUGCCAUUCCAAACCAAGUUGAAUUGGGGUGUUUUUAAACUGAACAAGCAGAAUAUAGAUCUGACAACAUUUAGUUCCUGGUUGUUUCAAGUUGCCCAAGCUGCUUGUGAGGUAACAGAUGUGAGUUUACUCUCAAAAGAUGUUAAGCCUGACAAAAGGCGACAGCCAUCCAAUUUCCAUCUAAAUGGACAUCAUGAUGAAGCGAAAAAUGAAUUCCAGUGUCAAGAUCAGCAAAAGCAUUGUGUUAUCUGUAAAGGAGCUUGCAAGUCAGUGGAAAAUUGCGAUGAAUUUAGUGGACUUAGUUUAAAUAACAGAUGGAAAGCAGUGAAGAAACAUUUUCUGUGUCGCACAUGCCUUGUCAACCAUAAUAAGCGAAGAUGUUUGUCCGCAAAUAGAUGUGGAAUAAUGAACUGUACGUAUAGACAUCAUAAGUUGCUGCACAAACAUGAGCAACCAGCUGCAAGAUCUGAAAAUCAAAAUCUGUCUAGUUAUCAUUGCACGCAUAAACACAAAGGAAGUUUGUUGUUUAAAAUUUUGCCUGUGUCUCUCUACAACAAUGACAUUAAAAUCGAAGCAUUCGCCUUUCUAGAUGAUGGCUCCUCUGUGACGAUGAUGGAUAAUGAGUUGGCAGACAUUCUCAAAUUAAAAGGUGAACCCCAAGAACUCCGUUUGAGAUGGACGUCGGGUAAUUCUCGCACUGAAGAGAAAUCAAAGAAAGUUAACUUGAUGAUAGCAGCUAAACAAAGUUCUAAAAAGUACGCACUUACAAACAUUCGAACUGUUGAGUCUUUAAAUCUUCCUGCACAAACAAUUAACUUUAAUUCGCUUGCGUCAUGCUACCAUUAUUUGAAAGGUAUUCCUAUUCAAUCUUUUACUGAUGCUCGACCGAGAAUAUUAAUAGGCCUCGAUAAUGCCAAUUUAUUAAAUUCUUUGAAAUAUCGCGAAGGAAGAAUUAACCAACCAUCAGCAAUCAAAACGCGUCUUGGAUGGACUAUUUAUGGACCUUGUGAAGAGGAAGGCGAAACAUCAAUCGAUUAUCAAAAUUAUCAUUUGUGUGAGUGUAAAGAGCAAGCAGAUGAAAAGCUUCAUGAAUUAGUUCGGGAAUUCUUUUCAAUAGAAAGCUUCGGUUCAAAGGAGAUAAGAAAACUUACUAAGGACAGAGAUGUAAGAGCCGAGAACCUGCUAGAAAGCUCAGCUAAACGACUAGGUAAGAGGUUCAGUGUUCCGCUUUUAUGGAAAAGUGAAUGUCAUGCAUUUCCAAAUAGCAGACCAUCCGCAGAACGAAGACUUAUGUGCCUUGAGAAACGAUUACAUAAAGAGCCCGAACUAGCAGCAAAUUUAGAUUCACAAAUCUCCGAUUAUUUACGACAAGGAUAUGUGCGCAAACUUACAAGUGAUGAUUUACAAAACUAUAAAGGCAACCGAAUCUGGUAUCUUCCCAUUUUUCCCGUUUUAAAUCCCAACAAGCCAUCAAAGGUGCGAAUGGUAUGGGAUGCGGCCGCGCAAGUUGACGGAGUCUCGCUAAACUCAAUGCUACUUUCCGGACCCGACUAUCUUGUCUCACUUAUAGACAUACUAUUUCGUUUUCGUCAAAGGAAUAUAGCAAUCUGUGGUGAUAUAAAAGAAAUGUUCCACCAAGUGCUUGUGGAAGAAGCUGAUCAACACGCUCAAAGGUUCCUGUGGAGGAGCAAGGAAACAGGAAUAAUAGAAGACUACGCUAUGAACGUACUAACUUUCGGUGCCACAUGCUCACCAUACUGUGCAGAUUAUGUGAAAAACAAAAAUGCAAUGGAACAUUCUGAAAAGUUUCCCCGAGCAGCAGAAGCCAUUAUACGGAAUCAUUAUGUCGACGAUUUUUUAGACAGUUUUGACACCCCAGAAGAAGCAAUGCGCAUAACAAACGAAGUCAUAUACAUUCAUCAACAGGCUGGCUUUGAAAUAAGAAACUUCAUGAGCAACUGUGAGAGUGUAGUAGCAGCUCUAGGAAAAAAUGCAGCCGAUUGUGCAAAGCCAUUUAAAAACCGUUCAAGUCCUUACGAAUUUGAAAAAGUUUUAGGGAUGUGGUGGUCACCGUUAACUGACCAAUUUUCAUUUUUAUUUAACAGCAAAAAUUUUGAUAAAGAGAUCCUAGAGGGCUUAUUUCCCCCGACUAAACGAAUUGUUUUGCGCGUGCUUAUGAGUACCUUUGACCCACUUGGUCUAAUUGGGCAUUUCUUGAUGUUUCUAAAAAUUUUAUUGCAAUCUAUUUGGCGUGAGCGUAUAAACUGGGAUGAACCAAUACAUGAAGCGCACUUUGAACUUUGGAAAAAGUGGCUGAAUUUGCUACCUACAAUUAGAGAAAUCAAAAUAAGAAGACCUUAUCUUAAUAACUUGAAGUUUGAUGCUGAAUCUACAGUAGAGUUACAUGUUUUUGUAGACGCUAGCCUGUCAGGAUUUGCUGCGGUAUGCUACUUGAGAGUACAACGUGGCACAUCUAUUCAAUGUAAUUUGGUAUGUUCAAAAACGAAAGUAGCUUCUUUAAAACCGAUUUCAGUUCCUAGAAUGGAAUUAGAAGCAGCUGUGUUAGGUGUUCGAUUAGCACAAACUGUCAUUAAUGGACACUCAAUUCAAAUAAAUAGGCGUUACUUCUGGUCAGAUUCUCAGUCAGUAUUAUGUUGGAUAAAAAAUGAUAAUCGAAAGCUUAAACAGUUUGUUACAUUUAGAGUUGGUGAAAUACUAGAAAAUUCGAAUGAAAACGAGUGGCGAUGGGUUCCAAGUGAACAUAACGUAGCCGAUGAUGCCACAAAGUGGAAUCUCAAAGUUGAUUUUUCUUCAGACAGCCGUUGGUAUCGAGGACCAGAUUUUCUCUACAGCCCAAAAGAUUCUUGGCCUUUGAAUCCUAAAGAGGAUACAGGAAAUGAGAUUGAAGUACAUACUCACAUUGACGUUUCUGUAACACCACUACAAAAUUAUAUGCAGUUUUCUUCAUGGGAAGAAACGGUCACUGCAGUUUCAUAUGUUUUUAAAUACUUCUGUAUAUUUCUACAGAAAUUCCGCAAACCGGACGAUUGUUUCGAUCUAGGAGAAAGUAAAGGUACGAAAAGUUACCUACUUUGGCUAUGUCAAGACGAAAAUGGUAAUCUAGAUUACGUCAAAGGAGCUGAAACAUAUUUAUAUAUGAUAUGUCAAUCUGAAGGUUAUCCUAAAGAAAUAAAUGCCUUGCAAAAUAAACAGCCAAUUGAAAAAACAAGUUCACUAUACCAGUUGAGUCCUUAUCUGGAUACGAAGGGAGUAAUGAGGGUAAAAGGUCGUAUAGAUGCUUCUAACCAUGUUACUCUUGAUUGUAAAAGACCAGUUAUCUUACCGAAACAGCAUCAUGUCACUACACUGAUUGUUGACAAUUUUCAUAGAAAAUAUAAACAUAUUUUUUUCGAAACAGCAGUAAAUGAAAUACGUCAAUUCUUUUACAUUCCAACUUUAAGAGCAGUCCUAAAAAGAGUUCAAAAUAAUUGUCAAGAGUGUCGCAACAAUAGAGCUAUGCAUGUAGCUCCAAUGAUGUCUGAUCUUCCUGAAGCACGCCUAAAGGCCUUUACCCGACCAUUUACAUAUGUAGGGGUGGAUUAUUUUGGGCCAAUCCUAGUCGCCGUUGGACGACACACCGAAAAACGAUGGGGUGUUCUAUUUACUUGUCUCACUGUGAGAGCUAUUCAAAUUGAAAUAGCACAUAGCCUGUCAAGUGAUUCGUGCAUCCUAGCAAUUAAAAGAUUUUGCGCGAAACGAGGAAGACCGAAGCAAGUCUGGAGUGACAACGGCACAAAUUUCCGAGGAGCUAGUCAAGAACUGAAAACGGCAAUAGAAGAGCUUUGCACAGAAGACAUUUCUAAAAAUCUUGAAAAAGAAAAAAUUGAAUGGAAGUUCAUCCCUCCCACUUCGCCCCAUAUGGGUGGUAGCUGGGAGCGGCUUAUACGAUCAGUGAAACAAGUUUUGGCAAAAAUGCAUAUCGGCCGUAACCCUAAAGACGAAGUUUUGCUUACAAUGAUGGCGGAGGUUGAGUUCAUUAUAAAUUCUAGACCACUUACUUAUAUUCCUAUAGAUACCGACAGUGAUGAGGCGCUCACCCCAAAUCAUUUUUUGAUGGGGUCAUCAAACGGCAUAAGACUUACCGGGGAGCUUUCAAGCGAUGGCCAUACACUCCGCAAACAUUGGCUUGCAUGCGAACAAUACAGUAAUCUUUUUUGGAAGCGUUGGGUGAAGGAAUAUCUCCCCUCUCUCACCAGACGAACGAAAUGGUUCGAACCUGCUAAGCCUGUAUCAGAAGGAGAUAUCGUUUUAAUUGUUGAUGAAAAGAACCCCAGAAACACCUGGCCAAAGGGAGUAAUCUUGCAGGCGAACCUAAGCAAAGACGGACAGACGAGAUCAGCAAUUGUGAAGACAGCCACUGGAACAUACACACGACCGGUGGCAAAACUAGCAGUACUUGAUGUAAGACGGUUUGGCGAAGAUGGUAACUGGAAGAAGCCACCAGCUUACCAGGGGGGAGUGUUGCCAAACCUGGCAAUGCCGUAA